Molecule: messenger RNA, 405 nt
Organism: Aspergillus piperis CBS 112811
Lineage: Eukaryota; Fungi; Ascomycota; Eurotiomycetes; Eurotiales; Aspergillaceae
Exons: 4
Coding region: 1-405 (134 amino acids)
Source: RefSeq, a predicted model, not a curated record
AUGUUUCAGAUUCACUCGUUUCUGUCCCGUCGGGGGGAUCCUAGAGACGCGGCUGUCGCAGGAAGCUUAGUCGGUUUGAUUCUCAUUCAGGGUCCUACGGAGUAUCAUGGCUGCUGCUGGUGGCGGUUUUUGGUUUUUCCCCUUUUCGGUGUCCGCCGCCCUGAUGUCAAUGUCUCAUGUGUCGUGCACGUCUUGUCUGGGCUUGUCUUGUCUCAGGGAUAUCGUCGGAAAUCCCCGCAAAUAAGCAGUAGUAGUGUAGGAGGUAGAUACUCCGUAGGUGGCUCUUCCUCCCCCCUCCCUCGGGUGGUGGUAGUACAGAGUUUGGAGUACAUCCACCGCGCACAGAUGUAUGCUGUCAGAAAAGCAUCUAGAACGAAACAGGACAUUGCACUGGCGCUUGGAUAA